GGCCGGCGAGUUUGCCUUCGCCUACCUGGCCUGGCUCAUCUACUCCAUCGCCUUCACGCCCAAGGUGGUGCUUAUCCUGGGCACGUCCAUCCUGGACCUCAUCGAGCUGCGCGCGCCCUUCGGCACCACGGGCUUCCGCCUCACCAUGGCGCUGUCGGUGCCCCUGCUCUACAGCUUGGUGCGGGCCAUCAGCGAGGCGGGCGCCCCCUCGGGCUCCGGGGGACUCCUGCUCCUGCAGCCCCAGCAGCACCGCGCCGCCGGCUGCUUCCUGGGCACGUGCCUUGACCUGCUCGACAGCUUCACCCUGGUGGAGCUGAUGCUGGAGGACCGGGUGCCGCUGCCCGCGCACCUGCGCUACCUGCUCAUCGCCGUCUACUUCCUCACCCUCGCCUCGCCGGUGCUCUGGCUCUACGAGCUCAACGCCGCAGCCGCCGCGGCCUCGUCCUGGGGCCAGGCCUCAGGGCCUGGCAGCUGCAGCCGCCUUCUGCGCCUGCUGGGCGGCUGCCUGGUGGACGUGCCCUUGCUGGCGCUGCGGUGCCUCCUGGUGGUGAGCUACCAGCAGCCCCUCUCCAUCUUCAUGCUCAAGAACCUCUUCUUCCUCGGCUGCCGCGGCCUGGAGGCCCUGGAGAGCUGCUGGGACCGGGGCAGUCGGGCCUCCCCCAGUCGGGCCAGAGGGGGCUACAGUGCUCCGCCCUCCGCCCCACCGCCACCUCCACCGCUGCCACCUCAGGGAGGCUCCCAGCUGGGCCACUGCAUCGCGGAGAACGAGGGAGGGGCCCAUGGCUAUGUCAACACUCUGGCUGUGGCCUCCCAGAAUUGAGGGGAUGAAAGGCAGGUGCUUGCUGUCGGGGUGAGAGACCCUAGCUCCCUUGUUCUCUGACUUCUCAGCCAGAUCUGAUCAGGCUCUGUUUGGAAGAGGUAAUGUUAAUCGGGCUAAGGGCCAGUGUGUGCUCUGCACCCCUGGUGCAGGCUGUGUGGAGAGAGACCAGCAGUUAAUGGUGAGGGACGAUGGUCCACUUGCCCUACUUCCCCUUCUGCAUAUCCUAACCUCCACGCGGCUGGAUCCCUCCGCGUCUUGCUUUUCCCACCUCCACCCUAAUUCCCAUUCAGUGUGGGGAAAAAUGGAGGAAAGCGGUGCUCCAGCAGGUGGUGCUGGGCCUUGGGCCUUUCCUCUCUCUUGGAGGUGCCAGCCUCUUUUAGGCUGUGGUUAUUGGCCAUUGUCCCAUGCCUUGAAAUCGACUCAGAAUCCACCCUUCCCCGAUGUGUCUGUUGGAUUCUUCCAGAUGGUAGUGCAAAGCUUGUGUCUUUGUGUGUGUGUAGUGUUGUUUUCUUGUGUCCACCCUGUGGCCCCUUACAAUUGGUGGGAGAUCUGGGGAGGCCUUGCCCUCCUCACCACCCCUCUUUCCUGCCUGAAGUUGUGACCACUAAUUCCCAGGAAGAGCUGGGCCCCUGGGAGCUGCCUGCCCAGUUGCUCUUCUCCUCCAAGGGAGAAGCUCACCUGGGAUCUCCUUUAAUCCUGCUCCUCUCUUCUCAGCUCGGGGGGAGAGGGGGUCCAUACUCAAAGGACCAAACUGCACCCUUUCUUGGGUGAGUGAGCAUUUCUACCUCCGUGCUUUCAAUAUUGUUGCAUCAUGCACUGAUGCUGCCUGCAAAAAAUACGGAAUACUCAGAAGUUACUUUCAACAUGGCUACCAGAUCUAGCUGGGGUUUGGUGCCAGUGUUAUUACAGGGUCUGUGGAGCACCAGCCAUUGGCUGGCCCCCUCUGCUCCUCCCUCUGCACGCUCGUCCUUUCCGUGGUUUGUGCCGGCUGGGUCAGAUCUUGGCUCAAAGCAAUAGCUUUGGUGGGGUUCCUGGAUGGAUGUGAAGUUGGGCCUCCCCUGGGCCUGGGGAGUGGGAAACCCAGUUGCCCAUUCGUGCUUCCUCUAGGAGUCUUGGUGUAGAUCAGACCUUUCUCCUCUGCUCUGGUUAAAGGUCUUACUGGGGACAUGGCAGACCACGGAGCCCUUCCCCCAUAGUGUUCCUCUUGUUGAGGGUGAUGACAGAAGACAUCCAGGGGUGGCCCACUUGUAGUCCUAAUGUGGGACAUCACUCUUGGAAUCGUUGAGACAGGGUAAAUACUUUCAGGGAGGUCAGGGUGCAGGAGGACAGCAGGGGGCAAGGCAGGAAAUACUCACUUUCCUCCACCCUCAAUAGGAGGGGUGGGGGAAAAACUUUGAGAAUUUUUGUUUCGCCUUGUCCCUGCUUAUGCUUGCAA
Messenger RNA from Galeopterus variegatus (Sunda flying lemur), 2255 nucleotides. RefSeq names its product cat eye syndrome chromosome region, candidate 6 (gene TMEM121B). The record is from RefSeq and is a predicted model, not a curated record. Bases 146 to 820 code for a protein of 224 amino acids. Lineage: Eukaryota; Metazoa; Chordata; Mammalia; Dermoptera; Cynocephalidae. The transcript has a single exon.